This is a messenger RNA of Temnothorax curvispinosus, 1438 nucleotides long. Its product is annotated as metabotropic glutamate receptor 8-like. Gene Ontology annotation, cellular component: membrane. Gene Ontology annotation, biological process: regulation of synaptic transmission, glutamatergic; G protein-coupled glutamate receptor signaling pathway. The transcript is spliced from 7 exons. NCBI's taxonomy places the organism in Eukaryota, Metazoa, Arthropoda, Insecta, Hymenoptera, Formicidae. The coding region runs from base 284 to 1438 and encodes 384 amino acids. The record is from RefSeq and is a predicted model, not a curated record. Gene Ontology annotation, molecular function: adenylate cyclase inhibiting G protein-coupled glutamate receptor activity.
CCGGCGCCGCGGUCGUCGUUGUGCGUCGUUACGAAAUCACCCUCUUCGAGGACAAUAUUCUUCUUCCCCGUCAUGAUGCUCCCCGGUCUCGACUGAGAGCGAGCGAGAAACAAAGAGAGAGGGCGAGCGAACGAGAAGAACUCCUCUUUUUUCAAUCCUUUUCUCCUUCGUCACCAAUAAAUCAAGCAACGUUGUCUCCGUCGUCGUCGUCGUCGUUGUCGUCGCCGCCGUCGCCGUCGCCGACGUCAGCAACGACGUUGCUUCUCCUGGACGACCAGCCGAGAUGUCAACCGCGAGCUACUCGAGUAAUUCAACUUCCGUUGCCAAGAUGAACUUACGCAGGAUCCUGCCGUGGAUGUGGUGCUUCCUAAUUACAAGCGAAUGUUACAAUUACAACGCAAAAAAAAGAGGUGAAGAUGGCUCGAAGUUGAUACGCAUCGACGGCGACAUCAUCCUCGGCGGGAUCUUUCCGAUGCACGAACAGGUCUCAAGCUCAGUCGGUCAAUCGCCGUGCGGGGCCGUGAAAGAAGAGAAGGGUAUGCAACGAUUAGAGGCCAUGUUGUACGUUCUGGACCAAAUUAACGCCGAUAUAGAACUUCUGCCGAACACAACGCUGGGUGCUCUCAUCCUCGAUUCUUGCAGCAGCGACACUUACGCUCUGGAUCAAAGUAUGGAAUUCGUCAGAUCGUACAUGAAUCAAGACAUAUCGGAGUACAAAUGUGAAAAUGGCAAAACGCCCACUUACGUUCCCCACAAGCCAGUAACUGGUGUGAUAGGCGCCGCAUUCAGCGUGGUUUCUAUUAUGGUUGCCAACAUCUUGCGGCUUUUUAAGAUACCGCAAAUAAGUUACGCCUCCACCAGCACGGAACUCUCGGACAAAGGCCGGUUCGAGUACUUCAGCAGGGUGGUGCCGCCGGAUAAUUUUCAGGCGCAGGCAAUCGUCGAGGUGAUCCAUCUGCUUGGAUGGAAAUAUGUUUCCACGGUUGCUGUAGAAGGCGAAUACGGUGAGAAGGGCAUCGCCAGUUUCAUUGCCCUCUCGUCGGAGUACAACAUCUGUGUCGCAGUCAGCGAGAAGAUCCUGAGAAACGCCAAGACUGAGGACUUUGAUAGAAUAAUUGAACGGCUGAGCUCGAAGCACAACGCCAGGGGAGUCAUAAUAUUCGUCGACGAGGAUAACAUAAGGAAGCUGCUUCAGGCAACAGUAAGGGCCAAUCGCACGGGCCAUUUCAUGUGGGUGGGUAGCGAUUCGUGGGGCGCUAAAGUUCACCCCGUCCGGGAUCAGGAGUUCGCGGCCGAAGGUGCCAUCACCAUCCUGCCAUAUAGAAACGCCCUCAAAGGUAAAAGACCCUCGUUACUACGCUUUUGCGAUCCUAUUAUAACCGACUUAAUUGGAAGAAUGUUUACUCUGAGUUUACCUUUGAUCAAGAAUGAGCAAUAA